GAUACGUCAGCGAAAGAUCCCGAUCGUACGAAGAAUAUAGAGAAGAGUGAUGAUAGCAUCGAAGUAGAAAUGCAGACGGAUCACGUGGCCGGCGUCACGAAGAUCAAGGAUCUCGAAGAAAUUGCAAGUUUAACCACAACUUCAUCGACUACAACACCGACAUUAACUACGACGACAUCGAGCACAACAGCAUCGACUACGACGACGUCGAGCACAAUGGCAUCGAGCACAACGACAUCGAGCACAACGGCAUCGAGCACAACGGCGUCAAUCAUGGUAACCUCAACCACAACAGAUUCGACCAUAACGGCAUCAAGCUCGACUCCGAUCACAACUACGACUGCUCGAUCGACGACCAUCACCCGUCGACCGAAAACUACCACCCCUCGUGCCACGCCGCCGAAAAUCUUUAAGCCUACUGGGAACAAAAGGAUUUAUGCUUACAUUCCUCCUACGACGACUCCGAAUCCGGUCGUAAUCAAACCGAGAUUGAGCCUAUAUAACCCGAAGCCGGCGAAACCGAUUAAAUCUUAUAACGAAUUGGCGCCGAAACCAACGAUCAGGAAGCUCAUUUUACCUACACGAACAUCUACUACUACUACCACUGAAGGUGUUACUAUUACUACUACAGAAAUAUUGAAUACUGAAAACCCGGAAAUAACGACGGAGCCUGUGACAAUAACGACGGCAGCAUCGACGACGGCAGCAACGAUGGCAACAGCGAUGACGACAGCAGCAACGACGACGGCAGCAACGACAACGGCGGCAAUGACGACAAUGGCAGCAACGACGACGACGACGGAGUCUAGCAGGAGCGAGGAGAACGGUCUCGAGAGCAAACUGGAAACAAACGAAUAUAUAUCCCUCGAUUCUCUCGCAAAGAAUAAUCAAACGAACAAGGACGAUCAACUUCCGAGUUCGUCCGAGCAAAAUACUUCGGCCAACUCUUCAGAAAACACUGAUCCGGGAAUGACAACCAUGAAAAUUGAAACUUUUACUCCUUAUCCUCUAUUUAAAUUAUCCACUCUCGCGCCUUCCAUUGAGCGGACAACGAAGGAAAUAGAAGUUAUACCACAGGAAACGACAGAGGACAUUGAUACUCUCGUUCCAACGACUAUUCCACCGAUAACGUUGCUGUUCGAAAAGUCCGAGUAUGCUGAAAUCGCACCGAGUACUGAGAAGUACCUUGAAAUAACGGAGACCACU
Trachymyrmex cornetzi is the source of this 1206-nucleotide messenger RNA. RefSeq names its product cell wall protein DAN4-like. NCBI's taxonomy places the organism in Eukaryota, Metazoa, Arthropoda, Insecta, Hymenoptera, Formicidae. The transcript is spliced from 2 exons. The record is from RefSeq and is a predicted model, not a curated record. The annotation marks the transcript as partial.